AUGGCUAGCGAUCCAUCACUGGGCCGUUUUAUCCUGGACUGUGGAAAAAGCUGUAUCGCAAGCAUCCAGUCUUCCUGGAUAUUAUUUGCGCGCCAUUUAAUGGCCGUAUUACUUUACCUGUUUGCGCUGAUCCAGUGCCCUGGCAUGCUGGACAUCACAGGCUGGGACCGACAUGGCUUGGCUAGAACAACUUUUUUGCUGCUCCUCUGUUGCGCAUGUUGCUUCCAUUACGCGAUAUCAGCGGGGCGAGUGGAUAUUGACUGGAUAAAUGGACGUUUUUAUGCUCGUGGAUGCCUGGUACGAAGCUCUCGACGCGCCCACCGUGUGAUUUUGGUGCUUUCACUGGCUGUUUCUUCGGCAGCAAUUCUUCAAACAAGCACUUUUCAUUUGCUCAUUGGCUCCAAGAAUUUUUAUUCCGCACCCGUGGAUUCAUCUUCCGCAGCCGUAUCACUGAGUAUUUUGAGGAUGGAUUUUUUUCUUUCUUUGUUGUUCGCAAUUUAUACGGGCGUUCGGUUGACUCUGGAGCCUACCGGUCUUCUGAAAAGGCCGAGGAAUUUCUUUGGUGCAAGCUUUCAUCAUUCUUCGAACCACCACUACAGCACUGUCCCAAACGCACCAGCAACGGUAACUGUCAAAAAGGAGCCGCAGCUACUGCAGGAGUGUUGUAAAUCGCCAGAAUAUCUGGAAGAAUGCAAUAUUUGUCGGCAACAAAUCGCUGAUCGACAGACAAGCUGUGGUGGCGUGCUUUGUUGCGUCUGUUUGAUGGAUUUUCUG
This is a messenger RNA of Gongylonema pulchrum, 774 nucleotides long. NCBI's taxonomy places the organism in Eukaryota, Metazoa, Nematoda, Chromadorea, Rhabditida, Gongylonematidae. The record is from the annotation of a GenBank genome assembly.